This is a messenger RNA of Didymella exigua CBS 183.55, 1304 nucleotides long. RefSeq lists its product as uncharacterized. The record is from RefSeq and is a predicted model, not a curated record. Bases 230 to 1144 code for a protein of 304 amino acids. NCBI's taxonomy places the organism in Eukaryota, Fungi, Ascomycota, Dothideomycetes, Pleosporales, Didymellaceae. The transcript has 2 exons.
UUGGAAGCAAGCGCAGGCUCACAGUUGGCGUCAAGAAGCCGGCUGCUAAACUUGCAAAGACCCGAAUUGAGGUCAUCAGGGCGGUUGAACAGGUCGACGUCGACAAGAAGGCCGUUAGCUUCAUGGACCUCCCUGGUGGUGCAUAUCCGUCUCCUCUGCCUGCCAGUGACAUCUCCGCUAACGCAACUCAGAGAUCCGCAACCUAAUCUACACGUUCACUGGCUCCGACAUGCGACAAGCUCUCCUCGUCCAUCGUCCUCGUCUCGCGUCGCUGCGUUCGCGCACUCAGCUCGACCGUCAUCGUACGCUGCAGUCCGAACUCCUCGAACAAGAACAAGAUGCCGCAUUGCCCGCUGCCGGUUGUGGUCGCGCUUCUCGACGCAAGUCAAAGGCUACCACACUGGCCCGAGAGACGAAUCGUCCGUUUUUCGGGCUGACUCAGGCCUGCCGACUCCUUCGCCAGGAAUUCCGUCCGAUCUACAUGCAGAGGCAGGAGGUUGGCAUGGACCUCGUCGACGUUACCAACUACCUCCAAGUCUUCUACCCGGAGGCGGCAGAACACCUCAAGAACCUGUCGAUCGCCGACGACCGCAAGCUCGACAUGCCCCUUACAGGUAACCUUACCAUUGCGGUCGGUGACAAGAUCAAGGACAUUGAGAAGGUCACGGAGGGAGUGGAUGUGUUCCCCCUCCUUGAUUUGUGGGCUAAUUCGUUCAAGAUCGAGGCUGGUUUCGGCAGGUAUAUGCAGGCGCACUAUGAGGCCACUGCAGAUGGGGAGGCUAAGGACUUGUAUCGCCUUUUUGGACGCAGUGUCCAGCCAGACCGCCGAUGCUCCUCAAUGAACGUCCUCUGGCGCACAACCCUUCGCACCCGAUCCCUCGCCUCUGUCCGGAUCCAUCGCCAGCCAGCAGGCUCCGCACGCACUUCUCCAGCUGCAUCUGUGCCUGGCUAUCUCAGUCUUGCCCGCCGCGUCGCUCCAGGCCUUCGCGCUUACAUACACAUUCUGUUCAAGAAGGAGGCUGCUGAGGCUUGGAUGACAAAGCCUGACGCUCCAGUGCCACAAGGUUGGCUCGCGGCUCGUGGUUUUGCUUCGAUGGAGCACUUUGACAUCAAGGUUGGUGUUGCUCUCGCAUCGACCGCCUAGAUACUCCGAGCACUCUCCAUCCCUUGCUUGUGACACGCGGCGCCAGCUCUUUCUACACGGUUUGCAGAGAUCGUCAACUGUAUAGAAGUAUCUCUGCCUGCAGGCAAGGUGGUACCAACAUCACAUUGUUAUGCGCAUUGCUGACGCAUGUCGGAGACCA